AGGUGUUAAUGGUGGAGCUCAAAUGAGAUGGAGCUCUGGAUGUUAGUGAUGGAGCUGGAAUGUGAGAUGGAGCUCUGGGUGUUAGUGAUGGAGCUCAAAUGAGAUGGAGCUCUGGGUGUUAGUGAUGGAGCUGGAAUGUGGGAUGGAGUUCUAGGGGUUAGUGAUGGAGCUCAAAUGAGAUGGAGCUCUGGGUGUUAGUGGUGGAGCUCAAAUCAAGGAGCACCUCCAAGAAGACAUCGUAUGGACAGAGAAAUGUAGUGAGAACAUUGAGCCCCAAACUGGUCCCUGAGUCUUAGAGAUGUUGUUUGUUACCCAAUGAGGUUGUGGAGGUUCCAUCCUUGGAGAUACUCACAAGCCACCUUCUGGACGUGGGGAUUGACAUCUGGAGCAUCAGGAGCAGGAGGUUGGUCCAGGGAGGUUGCGUGGCUCAGCUUUAGGCUUUGACAUGAUCUUUAUCAAGAAUUGCUCCUCCUACUUCAGUGAUAACUUGGUUCCUUCCUGUAUAUUUCGCCAUCUCGAGCCAACACCCUCCGUCCAACAGAGUAAAUGCUAGACCCUUGCAAGCCCUGGUGUACUCGUGGCACCACCAACAGUUCCUCCAGUUUUAUUGCCCUGCCAACCAACUCUUCCUGCCCCUUGAGCGGUUCAGCAACGGCUCCUGCUAAGAGAGGCCAAGAGGACUCUUGUUGGGAGUAAAGGUGAUUGCAGCACAUCGUCCGUUUCCUGCGGGGAUAGAAGCGAUCUGACGUGACCCCUAUGCCGGGCUUAUGGAAUAACUGCUCAGAAGGGAAGCUUGCCUUAGUCCUGGCCUUUGCAAUUCCAACAUGCUUUUUAAUUGGGAAGUGGUUUACAGGUGAAGCUCCUGUCACCAUCAGCAUUGAACCAUCAGUGGUCCUCGUUGGAGAUCAAGUGACCCUGUCCUGCCAGCUCAUGGGCAGCUUCCCCACUAACACCAACGUGCUUUGGUACAAGAGGGAAACGGGGAGGGAUGCUCCACUGUGCUCCUCCUCCAGCCUGGGAGGGACGGUGCAGCAGUGCCAGGGUGAAGGAUGGUGCAGGGCUGUGGGACACUGGCAGAGAAGAGCUUUCCUCCUGGUUAUCCCUCAAGUGCAAGUAGCUGAUGAGGGGAUGUACGUCUGUGCAGUGAACAGCAGCGGGGUCACACAGGAGGGAGCUGCUCGCCUUCAUGUCACAGCAAUGGGGUAUAAACCAACUUUGGACCGGGAUCAGCAAGAGGAGAGUUUGUGUCGCUACACGUGUAAGUCAAAACGAUGGUACCCAAAGCCUGAAGUCAUUUGGAUGAACUACGGAGGAGACACACUUAAUGUGGAAGCCAAGACCAAUGUAACCUGGAGCGAGAGGGACCAUUUCACGCUGCAGAGCAUCAUCACAGUGCCCUGCGAUCGCGUAGAUGUGGUGUGUGUGGUCAAACUCACCAAAGCCAACGUCCAGCGGUCAGGUUCCAUGAAUGAAAUCAUUGUGCCUCAGUCAGACACUUGCACGUACAAGGGCAGAAUAAGAGGUUCCUAUGUAAAGCCCAAAGUGAUGUGGGUUAAUCCCCAAGGGGAAGAUCUAUCCUCACUGGCCCAGACAAGCAUUCUACAGGAGGUAGACAAUACUUUUGCAAUAGAAAGCUCCAUUGAGAUGCCCUGUGGACAACCACCACCUUCUUUUGUGACCGUGGAGAGGGAACACCAUCCACAGAUUGCUCAGCAGUCAGGAAGUGGGACCUUGUCCUGGUUUAUCAUCUGCCUCCUUGUCCUCAUUGUUUUAUCAGAACGCUCGUGGUGGCAGAUUGAGCACUUCCAGUCGCAACACAGGGCAGCACGGGAUGCAGCAACGGAAAGCCAGGAGCAGAUCGAGAACCAGAAGAAGGAGAUUGAAGAGCUGCGUGCAAGGAAUGAGGACCAGAAGAAGGAGAUUGAGAACCAGAAGAAGGAGAUUGAAUUCAGGAAAGCUCGUGGCCAUGCAGAUGACAUCCGGCUCAAUGAGGACACAGCCCAUCCAGCUCUGUCUGUUGCUGUGGACAAGAAGAGUUUUAUACAUAAAGCCCCGGCCCAGAAAGCGAUUCCAGACAUCAGGAGUUCUGAUUCAUUGUUCUGUGUGUUGGGCUCGGAAGGUUUCUCCUCUGGGAAGCAUUACUGGGAGGUGGAGGUGGAAAAAUCCGAUGGCUGGGACCUGGGAGUAGCCAGAAAACCCGCUCUGAGGAAAGGAAUAAGGGAUCUGUCACCUAAAGAUGGAUUCUGGGCUGUGGGCUUAAGCUUUAAAGUCUAUUGGGCCAGGACUGAGCCAACAAUGGCAAUAGUGGUCAAGAAACAUCCCAGGAAAGUUGGAAUUUACCUGGAUUGUGAAGAGAACACGUUGACUGUUUUCAAUGUCACCGACAUGUCCGUGAUGUUCACGUUCAGCGACUGCGCCUUGUCCGAAGGGGUUUAUCCCUUCUUCAGCAACUCACACAAAGGAUCGACCAUGAGAAUUUGCUCCGUUAAAGAGGAAUAAUCUCCCUUUCUUGGCCAUUUUGUGAUGAAACGAAGAAUAGAUCGUUUUCUUAGACAUA
Messenger RNA from Strigops habroptila (Kakapo), 2557 nucleotides. Its product is annotated as butyrophilin subfamily 1 member A1-like. The coding region runs from base 757 to 2499 and encodes 580 amino acids. Gene Ontology annotation, molecular function: protein binding. NCBI's taxonomy places the organism in Eukaryota, Metazoa, Chordata, Aves, Psittaciformes, Psittacidae. The record is from RefSeq and is a predicted model, not a curated record. The transcript is spliced from 17 exons.